GUGAUGCAGAAGGAGAGGAAGGCCGCAGGCAAGAAGGAUGGACUCUAUUCCACAUGAUAUUCUAUCUAUGAUGGAGUCUCUUAAGGAGGCCCCUGGUCAGGGCUGAACCCUCCUUGGAAGCCAAGAUGCUCAAACUGAGGCCCUCGUACUUUGGACUCAUCAUGAGAAGAGAUGGACCACUGGAAAAGACGACAAGGCUAGGAAAGGUAGAAGGUAGCAGAAGGAGAGGAAGACGACAAGCCAGAUGGAUGGACUCUAUGAAGGUGGACAUGAGCAUGAAUUGCGCAGGAACUAAGGAGAGCAUUGGACGAUGGGGGCUCUUGGCGCUGUCCCAUGCGCAGGGGGCCAUGAGUCGAGGGUGCUUGGCAACCACAGAAGCACGGAUGGCACCCAGGCCUUUCACUGUGCGUGCGCCGAGUGCGAAACCCGGAGGGUGGGACCAUCCCUUCUGGCCAUCAUCUGUCAUUGCUGCCUGGACUGGUUAGACAGGUUUGAAAGUCCAAGGGAAGGCAAGGAAGCAAAGGCAGGGAGAGCCGUGACCAAGAAGGGAACCUAUGGCAAAGACACCUCCGAAAAUAGAUAUUAACAGAUAUUGGCAAAUGCUAAAAUAGAUCCGUGGAGCAAACCUCUGUUGUGCGAUCUUGAAAGAAGCGACGAAGGAGUGGCAAAACCACAACGCAGCGCAUGGGAUUGAGGACAGAGCAAGGCUGAGAAAAAACAAGACAAAUCCGGGCUUAAACGUUUCCGCAAACGGUGACCUCCGUCUUCUGGAUCCGUUCUUUACUUUCUGGGCAAUUUGGAGCCGUUGGGAUAACUGAGAAAAUUGCCUUCAUGGAAAUAUACGGAAUAUCCUAAGCAUCGGAACAGAUAUUGGAAGGUUCUGGAAAGGUUGGGCGGCACAAAAUGGCCGCCGCCGCGCCUGCGGAGGAAGUGGCGAUGGGCGUUUUGGGACAAGAUGCAAAGAAGUCGACCCGACUUGAGACCCAAGAGGAGAGUUUUGAGGACUAUGAGACCACCUUACUAUGGGGUCAAUCGCCCUGUGGUUCGAUUCGUGAGACGACGGCGCACAAGACGCCAGGGUCCGACGCAAGGCCCAGCCCUGAAGGGAGACGAGAAGAAGCCAUUUUGGGGCCUGCUGUGGACGAUGGGUCCUUGGAUAGGUCCUCCAGAACUCCUUCCUCCAUCAGCACCAAGGAGGAGGAAGAAGAGGAGAGCAACGCAAUGCCCAAAGUGGCGUCUCACGUCUUCGUGCCCAUCGACCCCCAUUGCAUCGAACGUAAGCCGAUGGGAUACGAUGCCAAGAAGCAGCGGCGAUGGGAAUACGAGGAGACGACAGCACGCGGCGAGGACACCGGUGACGUUGAAAAGCAGGACUUCAUCCCUCGCGGGCACUCGGCCCACUUCGAUGACUUGCCCAGCGAUGACGGAGAGGGCGCCAAGGCGUGCGCAGACAGGCUCCCAUGUCUCCGCAAUGGCACCUGCAGCUCCGCCAACCUCAAAGCCGUGGCCUCCAUGCUGGGCGCCACCAUCAUCUUCCCUUGCCUGGUCUACGGCGCUUACGUCUUCCUGCCCUUCGACGCCCCGUCGAUGCCCACCAUGGCCUCCCGCCUGGUCUACACCCUUCGCUGCGGGGUUUUUGCCACGUUCCCCAUAAUUAUAGGUAUGGUUGUGUAUGGCGUCUCCCGCCUCUGCUUCUCCGCCUGGCAGCCCUUUGGGGAGCUCCACAGGGAAGUGGAGAUCCAUCGCCGCUACGUCUCCCAGUCGGUCCACCUCUUCAUCCUCUACUUCUUCAACAUCGCCGUCCUCUCGACUUACCUGCCCCAGGAAGGCCUCAAGCUCAUCCCUCUCCUGACCGCCCUUUUUGCCAUUUCACGGCUCCUCUAUUGGCUGGCCUAUGCCAUGGGACGCUCCUUCCGCGGAUUCGGAUUCGGCUUGACGUUCCUGCCGCUGGUCGCCAUGCUCCUCUUCAACCUUUACAGCAUGUUCCUGGUGGAUUCGGAGAGCCUCUUCGCCACGGAGGACGGCGCUGGGGAGGACAAGGCUUUCAAGCCCAGAUAUUGGGGUUGAAGAAGGGCUGUCUUGCAGAAGGGUCCGAAAUCUAAACACCGCAACUAUAAUAAAUGAACUUCUAUGUACUUCACAAUAGCCCCUGAAGAAGGCCAAUGAGGGACAAGACAGAAAGACGUGGGCUCUUUGAGAUAUUAAAAGUCUGGACCAUGGUUUCCUUUUAUGCUUCUACAUUUUGUAUAAGGGAGACUGUUUUACCCCAAUGUUGUACUAAAUGGGACUUCAGCAUCCACCAAUUUUGGGGUCCUGGAACAAAACCCCAGCGGAUACUAAGGAAGUAUUGUAAAGGGUUGGAUUGCAGCUCCCAUCAGCCUGGGCCAUCAUAGCCAACAACGGAUGCUGGGGACUGCAGUCUAACCACAUCUGGGUCUUAAGCAUUCAUGGGACUUAAGCAUUCAUGUAUUUUGGUGGAACAAAGCCCCAGCGGAUACUCAUUGUAUGCACUUUUUGCACAUAGUCUGAAAGUCGUUCUUUACACAAUAUUUUUCAUCAUUUGGUGCAUGAAACAGAGUUGAUCCGAAAGCAAAGGUCUCACUGUCUCAGCCACCCAUGAAAUAAUGGUUUGGGUUUUUUCGCGGGGGAUAUUUGUAUAUAAAUGUAUGUUUUGUCGUUCCAAGAAGGAAAGCAGAUGGGUUUGCUUCAAGAAAAUGUAGCAUCGGUACUUUGGAACAUUUGCCAAGAUGUGAAAUGUUGAUUUUUUGACUGUGAACCUUGAAAACAUCUCUUUACUGUUUUGAUUCUGGCACAUAUUUAAUGCAAUGAAAUAAAACCUCACAAGCUGUCAAAAGCGAAAACAAAAGUUCUAGCCUUGUUCCAAAACAACGUUGGAGGCUUUAAAAAAAGAACUUGUUACGGAUGGUUUAGUUAUGCACUAGACGACCCUGGGUUUGUGUGUUUGUGUUGCGUGCCUCCAAGUUGUUCCCAA
This is a messenger RNA of Sceloporus undulatus (fence lizard), 2992 nucleotides long. RefSeq names its product transmembrane protein 79 (gene TMEM79). Lineage: Eukaryota; Metazoa; Chordata; Lepidosauria; Squamata; Phrynosomatidae. Gene Ontology annotation, cellular component: lysosomal membrane; trans-Golgi network membrane. The coding region runs from base 904 to 2067 and encodes 387 amino acids. The transcript has 4 exons. The record is from RefSeq and is a predicted model, not a curated record. Gene Ontology annotation, biological process: regulated exocytosis.